Molecule: messenger RNA, 1089 nt
Organism: Glycine soja
Lineage: Eukaryota; Viridiplantae; Streptophyta; Magnoliopsida; Fabales; Fabaceae
Product: methylsterol monooxygenase 1-1-like
Exons: 4
Coding region: 59-940 (293 amino acids)
Biological process (GO): sterol biosynthetic process
Molecular function (GO): C-4 methylsterol oxidase activity; iron ion binding
Source: RefSeq, a predicted model, not a curated record
AUCUCUCACUUUCUCCUCCUCUUCCAUAUUUUUUUCCUCCUUUUCUUCCUCUUUCACAAUGCUCCCUUACCAUACCCUUGAAGGAGCACAAGUUGCACUAGGCAGAGGACUAACCCUUGCUGAGACAAUAUGGUUCAAAUACUCUGCCAACAAACCUGAUUUUGUUCUUCAUUGCCACAACACUCUAUUCUUGUGCUUAUUUUACUCUAUAGCUCCAAUUCCUUUCGUAUUAAUGGAGCUUAGUGGGUAUGAGAAGCUAAACAAACACAAAAUUCAGCCCUCGGUUAAGAGAUCAUUCAAGGAAAUGUUCAAGUGCUACAAAGAUGUCAUGGAGACCUUUGUCAUUGCAGUUAGCCCACUACAGAUAAUUUCUUAUCCCACCAUCAAGUGGAUUGGGAUCAGAACUGGUUUGUCAUUGCCAUCAGGCUGGGAGUUAUUUUGGCAAUUAUUUAUUUACUUUGUCAUAGAAGAUUUUUCGAAUUAUUGGAUUCAUAGGAUGCUCCAUUGCAAGUGGGCAUUUGAGAAGAUUCACAAGGUUCAUCAUGAAUAUGUAGCACCAAUUGGGCUCUCAGCACCUUAUGCCCAUUGGGCCGAGAUAAUCAUAUUGGGUAUCCCCUCGUUUCUAGGCCCAGCACUGGUUCCUGGGCAUAUAACAACCUAUUGGCUAUGGUUCAUUUUGCGACAGCUAGAAGCCAUCGAGACUCAUAGCGGGUAUGAUUUUCCUUGGAGUCCCACAAAAUAUAUACCAUUUUAUGGAGGGCCUGCAUACCAUGACUACCAUCACUACGUUGGUGGAAAAAGUCAAAGCAACUUUGCCUCAGUAUUUACCUAUUGUGACUACAUUUACGGGACCCAUAAGGGGUAUCAAUAUCGGAAGCAGAUGCGCAAGAAAAAUUCUACUGACACCUUCAUUGCCCAAAAUUACAAGAUGGAUGGAUAGCUGAUUUUGAUAUUUCUUCUAUGUUCACAUCCAACAUCUUAAAAUUCAGACUAAUUUACUUAUAAAUUCAUCUGCUUUAUAUAUUUUAUUUUUGUACACCUAUAUAUCACUAUGUACUUUUAUAUGUUUCGUGCUACUUAGCCUCAAUA